This is a messenger RNA of Physella acuta, 1697 nucleotides long. Its product is annotated as interferon alpha-inducible protein 27-like protein 2A. Lineage: Eukaryota; Metazoa; Mollusca; Gastropoda; Physidae. Gene Ontology annotation, cellular component: membrane. The record is from RefSeq and is a predicted model, not a curated record.
AGCACAGUGCCACGCCCUGUAACAGAGACUGUAGUGGUUCAAGCUGCACCACACCUGUGAUCUAGAGACUUACAGAUUGCACCACACCUGUGAUCUAGAGACUUACAGAUUGUACCAUACCUGUGAUCUAGAGACUUACAGAUUGCACCACACCUGUGAGAAACUUACAGAUUGCACCACACCUGUGAUCUAGAGACUUACAGAUUGCACCACACCUGUGAUCUAGAGACUUACAGAUUGUACCAUACCUGUGAUCUAGAGACUUACAGAUUGUACCACACCUGUGAUCUAGAGACUUACAGAUUGCACCACACCUGUGAUCUAGAGACUUACAGAUUGUACCACACCUGUGAUCUAGAGACUUACAGAUUGCACCACACCUGUGAGAAACUUACAGAUUGCACCACACCUGUGAUCUAGAGACUUACAGAUUGUACCAUACCUGUGAUCUAGAGACUUACAGAUUGCACCACACCUGUGAGAGACUUACAGAUUGCACCACACCUGUGAGAAACUUACAGAUUGCACCACACCUGUGAGAGACUUACAGAUUGCACCACACAUGUGAGAAACUUACAGAUUGCACCACACCUGUGAUUUCCAUCAAAGCUAAAAUGACGAAAUUUUACGCCUGCAUGUUUAUACUGAUACUCUUACCAGCUGGUACCAGUUCGUUUAUGCUGGAGGCGGUGGGCAUACUAGUAGGGGGAGCCGCAACUGCUGUUGUGGCGCCCUUUGCACUGUCGGCUGCUGGGUUCACUGCAGCUGGUAUUACUGCUGGCUCUUGGGCUGCCUCGGCCAUGUCUGCGGCAGCAACUUAUGGAGUUGGUAUGGGACUCGUUUCUACUUUUCAAGCCGCUGGAGCCGCUGGUAUCGGUGUUGCGACGGUAGGAGCAGGUAGUGUCGCCGGUGGUAUCGUUGGACACGCAGCGAGUCAUGUAAAAGAGAGCAGUCAGAAAUAAAAUUAAAACUGCUAGGCUGCUUUAAUUUGAUAUUUUGAUUUAAGGAACGUUGAGCCAACAUUUUCUGUAGUUUAUUUUUAGUAGGUCCUACAAAUUAAAAGCUAACAAAAAUAAAAAAAAUAAAAAAUUACAUAAAAAAAAAACAAGAGGUCAAGGUUAUGAUACAAAUAACAGAAGAUCGAAUACAUCCUGGAAGAACUCCGUGUUUUAGGUGCACUAAUCGUUAUGCUGCUCAUGUCCGCAUGAGCAAAGUAAUGAAACUACGUGUACUCGGUAACACAGGGAAAAUACUUUCUUAACAUUUUCGUGCACACGAAGAUGCAGAAAGGAUUUGAAAAAAAAUAUUUAAAAAAAUAAUCGAUCUAUAUUCUUUGUAUCUGGAAACUAUCUUUACAACAAUAACAAUAGGCUAAAAUAUACUUUUAAAUUUUGUAUAGCAAUCAUUUUGUACUGUUAUGUUUAAAUUAAUUAGUUUAAGAAAUGAAUUGAUUUUUAUUAAUAUAAAAAUGUUUGAAAUAUUUUAUAACAUUUGUAUUAAGUGCUCUUGUAAAUAUUUAGCUUUUUAAAUUUGACAAUAGUUUUUCUCAUUUUAAAAAUCGAUUGUUACACAACUCGGACUAAAAAAAAUAGCUAUAGAUUCCAAUUUGUUUUUGUCUCAGUAGUUUUAAACAUGUGUAAAUUAGAUGCACAAUGUAGCAAAUAAAAAUUAUUAAAAAAAAAAAAUUCAUAAAAAAC